This is a messenger RNA of Cajanus cajan (pigeon pea), 2315 nucleotides long. RefSeq names its product zinc finger BED domain-containing protein RICESLEEPER 2. The record is from RefSeq and is a predicted model, not a curated record. Lineage: Eukaryota; Viridiplantae; Streptophyta; Magnoliopsida; Fabales; Fabaceae. Gene Ontology annotation, molecular function: protein dimerization activity; DNA binding.
GCCGCUGCGCCUGUGUGACCGCAUUGCUAUCUCUUUCUUCUUCAUUUUCUUCUUCUUCCUUCUUUCCCCUUCCCAUUAGGGUUUUCUCCCAAACCUCUUUUCCUUUCUUCUCACGCACCGCUCCGCACCGAAUCCAACCCCAUUCCUCCACACGGUUCAUGUGAUGGACAUGUCUGAUGCUGUCAUUGUCAAAUCUAGUAGGUUGAAAUCUGUUGUGUGGAAUGAUUUUGAUAGGAUAAAAAAAGGCGACACCUGUGUGGCUGUUUGUAGGCAUUGCAAAAAGAAACUGAGCGGAUCAAGCACCAGUGGAACAUCACAUCUAAGGAACCAUUUAAUCAGGUGUCAGAGAAGGUCUAGCCAUGGCAUAGCACAAUACAUUUCAGCAAGAGAAAAGAGAAAGGAAGGAACUCUAGCAAUUGCAAAUUUCAAUUUAGAUCAAGAUUCAAACAAAGAUGAUAAUACCCUUAGUCUUGUGAAUAUUAAAUUUGAGCAGACACAGUUGAAAGAUGACUCUGUCAACACUGGAACUAGUAACUUUGAUCAAAGGCGGAGUCGAUUUGAUCUUGCUCGUAUGAUAAUUCUUCAUGGAUAUCCAUUGGCUAUGGUUGAGCAUGUUGGUUUCAGAGCUUUUGUUAAAAAUCUACAGCCAUUGUUUGAGCUUGUGACAUUGAAUAGGGUUGAAGCAGAUUGCAUCGAGAUUUAUGAUAGAGAGAGAAAAAAGGUGAAUGAGAUGUUGGAUAAAUUGCCUGGGAAAAUCAGUCUUAGUGCUGAUGUGUGGACUGCUGUUGGAGAUGCAGAGUAUUUGUGUUUGACAUCAAAUUAUAUAGAUGAAUCUUGGCAGUUAAGAAGGAGAAUAUUAAAUUUUAUAAGGAUUGAUCCUUCUCAUACCGAAGAUAUGCUUUCAGAAGCCAUCAUGACUUGCUUAAUGGAUUGGGAUAUUGACCGUAAAUUGUUCUCCAUGAUUUUGGAUAGUUGCUCUACCUGUGAUAACAUUGCUGUUAGAAUUGGUGAGAGGCUUCUGCAAAACAGGUUUCUUUAUUGUAAUGGUCAAUUAUUUGAUAUACGCUGUGCUGCAAAUGUUAUUAACUCAAUGGUUCAGCAUGCUCUGGGAGCUGUAAGUGAAAUAGUCAAUAAGAUUCGCGAAACUAUUUCUUACAUUAAAAGUUCACAAACUAUACUGGCAAAGUUCAAUGAAAUGGCUAAAGAAGUUGGUAUCAUGAGUCAGAAGGGCUUGUUUCUAGAUAAUCCAUCGCAAUGGAAUUCCACAUACUCAAUGCUUGAAAUUGCCUUAGAAUUCAAGGAUGUUUUAAUUCUCUUGCAAGAAAACGACACUGCCUACAAAGUCUGUUUAUCUGAUGUAGAGUGGGAUAGAGUCACUGCAGUUACUAGCUACUUGAAGCUUUUUGUUGAGGUUAUAAAUGUUUUCACUAAGAGCAAGUACCCAACUGCAAAUAUAUAUUUCCCUGAGCUCUGUGAUGUUAAGUUGCAUUUGAUUGAAUGGUGCAAGAAUUCAGAUGAGUAUAUCAACUCUUUGGCAUCAAGAUUGAGAAGCAAGUUUGAUCAGUAUUGGGAAAAAUGUAGCUUAGGGUUGGCAGUUGCUGCGAUGUUGGACCCUCGAUUCAAGAUGAAGUUGGUAGAUUAUUAUUAUCCACAAAUUUAUGGCAGCAUGUCUGUAAGUCGCAUUGAAGAAGUCUUUGAGGGUGUGAAGGCUCUAUACAAUGAACAUUCUAUAGGCUCCCCAUUAGCUUCUCAUGAUCAAGGUCUGGCCUGGCAAGUUGGCAAUGGUCCACUUCUCUUACAAGGUUCUGUGAAGGACUCCAGGGACCGGUUGAUGGGGUUUGAUAAAUUUCUCCAUGAAACUUCACAGGGUGAAGGCACAAAAUCAGAUCUAGACAAGUACCUGGAAGAGCCUCUCUUUCCGCGUAAUGUUGAUUUCAACAUACUGAAUUGGUGGAGAGUUCACACUCCCAGGUAUCCUGUGUUGUCCAUGAUGGCACGAAACGUUUUGGGAAUUCCAAUGUCAAAAGUUGCACCGGAGUUGGCUUUUAAUUAUGGUGGAAGAGUCCUUGAUCGUGAUUGGAGCUCGCUUAAUCCUGCUACUGUCCAAGCUUUGGUGUGUUCACAAGAUUGGAUACGGAGUGAACUGGAAAAUUAGAUUGCUUUUUCCCUGCAUUCUAAUUGUACAUGCCAAUUCUCCCCAUAGAUAUAUCUCCAUUGUAAGUUCUAUCUCCUAACUCCAUAUUUCAAUUUUCCUGACCUUUUUUUGUGCUGGUUCUAUAUUUAGCCAUAAUGCAACUUAGCAAGUUAUUUUAUGA